AUGAAUAUAAGCAUCCUCUUCGUUGCUUUUCUUUUACCUGUAGUCCAAAGUAUCGGUUUCACGCAGUCCACAGCUGUGGAAGGUGUACUCAUGUGUGGUGAUAAUCCCGCAGCAUCAGUCCUAGUUAAGCUUUUCGAGCAUGACACACUUACACCAGAUGAGCUCAUGGACUCUGCCAAGUCAGACUCUAAUGGCAAGUUCAGGCUAAGUGGAAACGCUGAUGAGAUUGGCGAAAUUGAACCCAAAAUUAAUAUAUAUCAUGACUGCAAUGAUGGCAUCAAGCCCUGUCAGAGAAAACUAACCAUAUACAUCCCAUCAGACUACAUUACGAAAACGAAGCAGCCAUCGAAGACCCUGAACUUGGGUAUGCUUCAGCUAGAAGGAAAAUUUGUAGGUGAGGAAAGAGAUUGUCUCCAUUAG
Auanema sp. JU1783 is the source of this 420-nucleotide messenger RNA. NCBI's taxonomy places the organism in Eukaryota, Metazoa, Nematoda, Chromadorea, Rhabditida, Rhabditidae. The record is from the annotation of a GenBank genome assembly.